Molecule: messenger RNA, 1011 nt
Organism: Bradysia coprophila
Lineage: Eukaryota; Metazoa; Arthropoda; Insecta; Diptera; Sciaridae
Biological process (GO): ubiquitin-dependent protein catabolic process
Molecular function (GO): ubiquitin protein ligase activity
Source: RefSeq, a predicted model, not a curated record
ACCUUUCGUUUUUUUGUUUCAGUUCAGGGAUUUUUCGUGUCUGACGUUUUUGUUUUCUGAAUUUAUUUUUUGUUUUUGUUAUUUCGUGUUGUUUACGAAAUUUUAUGCAAAUCGAACAGUGAAAAAUUUCUAACAAAUUUAGAAGUAUUUGCUGUAGCACAAAAUUGAGCGAUGACACACCCGGCCAUUUAUGCGAUAACACUUGGUGUAGCACUAGGAGCAGCUAUUUUUGCGUAUUUCGCAGCGGCAAAACAUCGUCAAGAACAUCCACACCAUCGGUACGAUACGGGAGAUUGGCGAUAUGGACGGUCUGACUCGGAAUCGUGGGGAGGCGGAUCGAGAUCGAAGAGCAGAACUGGCAGAGAAAUAUGUUCGAUAUGCUUAGAAACGAUUGACAAAGGCGCUGGUGAUCGACUUCCCUGUGAGCACGAAUUUCACGGGAAAUGUCUCGUCGAGUUAAAGAAACGAUACAACUUUUGUCCGAAUUGUCGGCGACCAUUUUAGGGAAAUUCAUUUUUUUCCCGCUUUUUGUUCAAUUGUUUCUUUUUUGGGGUGCAGAACGAAAUUGAACUGUGAAACGGAAAUUGAAAUUAUUUUGUUGGAUUUAUAUAAAUUGCGCGUUGGCUUCCAUUUAUUACGAAUAUAGGUAAUAAGAACGGGACAAUCGUUGUGUGUGUUAGAUUUUGUUUUUAAUGUUUGUUAUAAUCUAAUCAAAUUCGUGUUGCAUCACAACUCUGGAUUAUAAUGAAUUUAAUUUAUCAAUUCGAAAAUUGUCGACACAUAAAAAUUUACCGUGUGUAUCAAGUGAAUAAACCGAUUCAAUUUCACUGUUAGCAAUGUUGAGAUUAAGAUGCAAUCGUCUCGUUAUAUAACAAUUUCAAAAUAGGUCAUCAAGAGCGCGUACAGAAAUUCUUUUUUUUUAUCGCUCAGUGAACGCGCUGAGUUAAACUCUAACCUCAAGAACAUGAUUAACUGAGCGACAAAAGUUAACGCCAGUGAAAGAAAUACAAU